Molecule: messenger RNA, 1413 nt
Organism: Alosa sapidissima (American shad)
Lineage: Eukaryota; Metazoa; Chordata; Actinopteri; Clupeiformes; Clupeidae
Product: perforin-1-like
Exons: 3
Coding region: 1-1413 (470 amino acids)
Source: RefSeq, a predicted model, not a curated record
AUGGCGAACCUGAGUGUGCUCUGCCUCUUGGUGUCACUGCUUCACCUGGCUCCUCUCCAGGCCUGCAGAGUAGGGACAAAGGAGGAAUGUGACAGAGCCCCUUUUGUCCCCAGUCACAGUCUCGUUGGUGAGGGUUUUAACGUGGUGACGCUUCAGCACAAAGGUGCUUACGCUAUUGACAUGCAGACCUACCUUACCCCUACCAACACCUGUACCUUGUGUACCAACCCUCUCAUGGGGGACCAACUGCAGAAACUGCCCCUGUCUGUGCUGGACUGGCGAGCCUUCAGUACUUGCAGGCAAAGUCUGUCCAGUUCUGUGUUUAGCUCUGUUAGUUCUCUUUUGGAAAGCUCUACCUCGUCCAUUGAGAAUGACUGGAAGGUGGGCAUGGGCCUGCCUGGAGUUGCUAAUGUGCAGCUAGCGGGUAGUCAGUCAGCUGAGUCCAAGUUUGCCACCCACAGACAAAGAGUGGACAAGACUUCGUUCACCUCCCAUCAGCUUACCUGUUCUUAUUACCGCUACCGUGUCCCCAGUGCACCUCCCCUGAGUCCAGAGUUUCAGAAACAUGUCGACUCCCUCCCCCACGAAUACUCCAUAGACACCGCCUACCUGUACCGGCGCUUUAUCAAUACCUACGGCACUCACUACAUCCAGCAGGUGCAUCUUGGUGGGAGUUUUAAAAGGGUAACGUCUGUCCGCACUUGCUUGUCCACUUUAAACAAGAUAUCUGCUACCCAGGUGGAGAACUGCCUGAGAGUAGGUAUCUCAGUGGGUCUUGGUCAGUUAGAAGCAUCUGCAUCCAGUGGCAGCUGUAGAAAAGUGCUAAAUAACCAGGACAGUGUGACAGGGUACAAUCUGGGCUUUCUGAACCACAUCACAAUGGUGUCGGGUGGAGAUGGGUGGCCAGGGGUGUUUUCCAUGACCCGAAAUGACUCAGUCGGGUUCCACAGGUGGCUAGGCAGCAUCAAGGAAAACCCUGAGAUUGUGUCCUAUUCUCUCCUCCCCAUCCACGAGCUGGUGAGCAACGCCACUGUGAGGGGUCACCUCCAGCAGGAGGUCAGGAAGUACAUCUUAGACAAUGGCAUGGCAAAAAAGCCCAAACCCCCAGCAUGUGGCUGGAAUCGGCCCAACCUCUCCCCGGAUUGCUGCCCGCUGCACACACACAGGGGCCGGCUCACAGUGUCGGUGCUCAGGGCCUGGGGUCUGAAGGGGGACCCUGUGGGCCGUACCGAGGGCUACGUUAGAUUUUGGUAUAACGGCCACUACCGAAGAACAAGAUGGAUCAAAUCAAAUAACAACCCUGUAUGGAACUCACACUUUGACCUGGGAAAUGUUGACACAACGCAGCGACUUAGAAUUGAGGCUUGGGACAAAGACGUGAAACACGACGACAGAUUAGGAAGACAGCUAUGA